Messenger RNA from Aaosphaeria arxii CBS 175.79, 869 nucleotides. RefSeq lists its product as uncharacterized. The transcript has 2 exons. Bases 93 to 869 code for a protein of 258 amino acids. The record is from RefSeq and is a predicted model, not a curated record. NCBI's taxonomy places the organism in Eukaryota, Fungi, Ascomycota, Dothideomycetes, Pleosporales.
UCUUCUAGAUGUACAUUUUUCUCAUGACCUGCCUCACUGAUUAGUCACUGCGCCGGAUAGGGACAGUCUUCGCCUUUAAUGAAAACGACACGAUGGAUGACCAGACACAACAAAGAAAAGGCUAUAGGCCAAGAAUAGAACAAGCACCUCGAUCCUUGAAUAGACCCUCUGUCGCAUAUAUUCGCACGAAGACUUACUCCUCCACAGCUUCAACAAACCCGACUUCCAACUUUCACUACCAGACUACCUACACUCGUUUGAACCAUCCGCAAAUCUCCCCCUUACAUCAAACCACACCACACCACACAAUCAAACACUACCCACGCAACCACCCAGAAAAAAUGACAACAACACCCCCCUCCCCACCACCAAACCCCCGACCCCAGGGCUUCCCCCUAAUCCCCAACGGCAACCUCUCCGCCAAAGGAAUCGACACCUCCAACACACAAUACAGAACAUCCCACAUCCGCACCCCGCCCCUCUCCCUCCCCUUCCCGCACCCAAAGUACCACAUCCACCCGCUCACAGGCGUCGUCUACGAAGUCACGUCCCCGAUCUUCGAAGAGUACGACCCGCGCGUCGGCUUCGUCGACAGCGUGGGGCCGAUCCUCGAGACGGUGGAGGAGUGCCGGGACGCUGAGGUUGAGGAGGAGGAGGCGGAGGAGGAUCCUGUGGUAGAGGAGGAGCCGGCGAAGGGGUUGGGAGUGGAGGAGGAGAGGGCGAGGCAGAGGUGGUUGGUGGAUGUUAAGUGGCCCGAGAGCUCGGAGAGGAGUACGAUUAUAAGGGAUAAGAAGGGAGUGAAGAGGGGGAGGGACGGUGGUGGUGGUGAGGUGGAGGGGAGAGCGAAGAGGGUUAGGUAUCAGGUUUGA